AUGGUCAAACGAAGCAAACUCCUUCAGGCUCUCGAUGCCCACAAGGGCCGGGACUACGAUGCUGAGAAGCAGAAGAAGCAGGUCAAGGCCGCUGAGAAGCGCAAAGGCGUGAAGAAGGGCCCGGCCGGCGCAGAGGCCGCCAAGCAGGUUGAGGAGGAGGACGAGGAGGUUGCUAGCUCCGAAGCUGAGGAGAAUGAGGAGCAGGUACAGGAGGACGACGAAGCCGAGGAUGUUGUUGACGACGAGGAAGACGAGGACGAGGAGGAAGAGGAAGAAGAUAUCCCGCUUUCAGACCUCGAAGACGACGAGCGUGAGGAUAUCGUCCCGCACCAGCGUCUCACCAUCAACAACUCUGCCGCCAUUACCUCCUCCCUCAAGCGCAUCUCCUUCAUCACCUCCCAGACCCCAUUCUCCGAGCACAACUCCUUAGUCUCGCAAGAGCCUAUCGAGGUUGAAGACCCCAACGAUGACUUGAACCGCGAAUUGGCCUUCUACAAGGUCUGCCAGGCUGCCGCUAUCUCGGCCCGCGGCCUGUUGAAGAAGGAGGGUAUCUCCUUCACCCGCCCCGGGGACUACUUCGCGGAGAUGGUCAAGAACGACGAGCACAUGGACAAGAUCAAGAAGAAGCUGUAUGACGAGGCUGCUGGCAAGAAGGCCGCCGCUGAGGCACGCCGCCAGCGUGAUCUGAAGAAGUUCGGCAAGCAGGUGCAGGUCGCCAAGCUGCAGCAGAGAGCCAAGGAGAAGCGCGAGACUCUUGAUAAGAUCACUGCCUUGAAGAAGAAGCGCAAGGCUGACACUUCUGCCCCCACCGAUGACGCCAAUGACCUCUUCGAUGUUGCCAUCGAGGAUACUGACAAGCCCGAUCGCAAGCGCGGCCGUGGUGCCGGUGAUGGCCCCAACAACAAGCGCCAGAAGAGAGAUCAGAAGUUCGGCUUCGGUGGCAAGAAGCGCUUCUCGAAAAGCGGCGACGCUGCCUCCAGUGGUGACAUGCGCAGCUUUUCUCAGAAGAAGAUGAAGGCCGGCGGAGCCAAGCGGCCCGGCAAGAGCAAGCGCGCCGCCAAGGGCCGACUGUAA
This is a messenger RNA of Penicillium cinerascens, 1074 nucleotides long. RefSeq names its product EBP2 family rRNA-processing protein. The record is from RefSeq and is a predicted model, not a curated record. Lineage: Eukaryota; Fungi; Ascomycota; Eurotiomycetes; Eurotiales; Aspergillaceae. The transcript is spliced from 2 exons. Bases 1 to 1074 code for a protein of 357 amino acids. Gene Ontology annotation, cellular component: preribosome, large subunit precursor; nucleolus; nuclear periphery. Gene Ontology annotation, biological process: ribosomal large subunit biogenesis; rRNA processing.